UGUGUGUAUUAGAAAGUUAGGGCGGUGGCCUAAUAAGGCAGGGUUAUCAGGGUUUAUAAAUUUGAUCCCUGCAGGUUGCAUAGUUGCUUCCUCCCACCUGGAUCUUCGGAACGACUGUUUCUUUAAACGCAAGUUUUCUGCUGAGCUUUACUGAGUUGAACACACAGUGCAGUCAUGGGGGAUGCAGAGAUGUCUGUGUAUGGGAUAGCCGCCCCAUACCUGCGGAAGUCAGAGAAAGAGCGUAUGGAGGCUUCCACCCGUACCUUCGACAUAAAGAAGGAAUGCUUCGUCCCUGAUGCAGUAGAAGAGUUUGUGAAGGCUUCCGUCACAAGUCGAGAUGGGGACAGUGUCACUGUCCAGACGCAGAACGGAAAGACUGUGACUGUCAAAGACUCCCAGGUUCUGCAACAGAAUCCUCCAAAGUUUGACAAGAUUGAAGACAUGGCAAUGUUGACUUUCCUCCAUGAGCCCGCUGUGCUGUUUAACCUCAAAGAGCGUUAUGCAGCAUGGAUGAUUUAUACCUACUCUGGGUUGUUCUGCGUCACUGUGAACCCUUACAAAUGGCUGCCAGUGUACAACCAAGAGGUUGUUAUCGCCUACAGGGGAAAAAAGAGGAGUGAAGCUCCUCCCCACAUCUUCUCCAUUUCUGACAACGCCUACCAGUACAUGCUGGCAGAUCGUGAAAAUCAGUCAAUUUUGAUCACUGGAGAAUCUGGUGCAGGAAAGACUGUCAACACAAAGCGAGUCAUCCAGUAUUUUGCAAGUAUUGCAGCUGGAAGUGUCAAGAAAGAUCCCAAUGCCAAAGACAAGGGUACCCUGGAGGAUCAAAUUAUCCAAGCUAACCCUGCUUUGGAGGCUUUUGGAAAUGCAAAAACUAUUAGAAAUGACAACUCAUCGAGAUUUGGAAAAUUCAUCCGAAUUCACUUUGAUACCAGAGGAAAGUUGGCUUCUGCUGAUAUUGAAACAUAUCUUCUGGAAAAAUCAAGAGUGACCUUCCAGCUUAAGGCUGAGCGAGAUUACCACAUUUUCUAUCAGAUUUUGUCCAACAAGAAGCCAGAAAUUCUGGAGAUGCUGUUGAUCACAAACAAUCCUUAUGACUACGCCUUCAUCUCUCAGGGAGAAACACAAGUGGCCUCCAUUGAUGAUGCAGACGAACUGAUGGCAACAGAUAAUGCUUUUGAUGUGCUGGGCUUCACACAAGAGGAAAAGAACUCUGUGUACAAGCUGACGGGUGCCAUCAUGCACUACGGUAACAUGAAGUUCAAGCAGAAGCAGCGCGAGGAGCAGGCGGAGGCUGAUGGCACCGAAGAUGCUGACAAAUCAGCUUAUCUGAUGGGCCUGAACUCUGCUGACCUCAUCAAAGGUCUCUGUCAUCCAAGAGUGAAAGUAGGAAAUGAGUGGGUCACGAAGGGACAAAAUGUCGCCCAGGUGUACUAUGCUGUUGGCGCUCUAUCCAAGGCUGUUUAUGAGAAGAUGUUUCUGUGGAUGGUGGUCAGAAUCAACCAGUCGUUGGAAACGAAGCAACCUCGCCAAUACUUUAUUGGAGUUUUGGACAUCGCUGGAUUUGAGAUCUUUGACUUCAACACAUUCGAGCAGUUGUGCAUCAACUUCACCAAUGAAAAACUGCAACAGUUUUUCAACCAUCACAUGUUUGUGCUGGAACAAGAAGAGUACAAGAAAGAAGGCAUUGAAUGGACUUUCAUUGAUUUUGGUAUGGACUUGCAGGCAUGCAUUGACCUGAUUGAAAAGCCCAUGGGUAUCAUGUCCAUCCUUGAAGAGGAGUGCAUGUUCCCUAAAGCCAGUGAUGCCACUUUUAAAGCUAAGCUUUAUGACAACCACCUGGGAAAAUCCAGCAACUUUCAAAAGCCCAGGAUAGUCAAAGGGAAACCAGAGGCCCAUUUUGCCCUGAUGCACUAUGCUGGAACAGUUGAUUACAAUAUCAACAACUGGCUGGUAAAGAACAAGGAUCCCCUCAAUGAGACUGUUGUUUCACUUUACCAAAAGUCUACUCUCAAAUUAUUGGCCAUACUGUUUGCAAAUUACGCUGGGGCUGACUCAGGUACCAUUCAAUCAAACUAAGAUUUUCUGUGUCACUUUGUCAAAUUCAAAGAAUAUCAUAUUUCAUCAUUUUCUGUGAACAGCUAUGGUGAAAGUGGAGAAGGAGGCAAGAAGGAGAAGAAAAGAAAGGGUUCAUCCUUCCAAACGGUUUCUGCCCUCCACAGGGAGAAUCUGAACAAGCUGAUGACCAAUUUGAGGUCUACUCAUCCCCACUUUGUCCGCUGCAUCAUCCCCAAUGAGACCAAGACUCCUGGCGCUAUGGAGAACCCUCUGGUGAUGCACCAGCUACGCUGUAACGGUGUAUUGGAAGGCAUCCGAAUAUGCAGGAAGGGUUUCCCCAAUAGGAUCCUCUAUGGGGAUUUCAAACAGAGGUAUCGCAUUUUGAAUCCUGCCGCCAUUCCUGAAGGACAGUUCAUUGACAGCAGAAAAGGAGCAGAAAAACUCCUUGGUUCUCUGGAUAUUGAUCACAAUCAAUACAAGUUCGGUCAUACUAAGGUAUUCUUCAAAGCCGGACUGUUGGGUCUUCUCGAGGAAAUGCGAGACGAGCGUCUCUCCAAAAUCAUCACCGCAAUUCAAGCUAGAUCUCGUGGUCUUCUGUCUCGUAUUGAGUAUCAGAAGAUGGUGGAACGCAGAGAUGCUUUAUUGGUGAUCCAGUGGAAUAUCCGUUCAUUCAUGGGGGUCAAAAAUUGGCCUUGGAUGAAGCUGUUCUUCAAGAUCAAACCUCUUUUAAGAUCUGCCGAAGCAGAAAAGGAAAUGGCCAACAUGAAGGAAGAAUUCCUAAAGUUGAAAGAAGCUUAUGCAAAGUCUGAAACACGUAGAAAGGAAUUGGAGGAGAAAAUGGUUUCCCUACUCCAAGAGAAGAAUGAUCUACAACUUCAAGUUCAAGCGGAACAAGAUAAUCUUUGUGAUGCUGAAGAAAGAUGUGAGGGGCUGAUUAAAAACAAAAUCCAGAUGGAGGCAAAAGCCAAAGAGUUAACUGAAAGACUGGAAGAUGAGGAGGAGAUGAAUGCUGAGUUAACAGCAAAGAAGCGAAAGCUUGAGGACGAGUGUUCUGAGCUGAAAAAGGAUAUUGAUGACUUGGAAUUAACUCUGGCUAAAGUGGAGAAAGAGAAGCAUGCCACUGAGAACAAGGUGAAGAACCUGACAGAGGAAAUGGCAGCUUUGGAAGAAAUCAUCGCAAAGCUAACCAAAGAGAAGAAAGCUUUACAAGAAGCUCAUCAGCAAACAUUGGAUGACCUUCAGAGCGAAGAAGAUAAAGUCAACACUCUGACAAAGGCCAAAUCAAAACUGGAGCAACAAGUGGAUGAUCUUGAAGGGUCUCUUGAACAAGAGAAAAAAGUUCGAAUGGACCUAGAGAGAGCAAAGAGGAAACUCGAGGGAGAUUUGAAGAUGACUCAAGAAACUCUUAUGGACCUAGAAAACGAUAAACAGCAGCUGGAGGAACGAUUGAAAAAGAAAGACUUUGAAAUUAGUCAGCUGAACGGAAAAAUUGAAGAUGAGCAAGCCAUAGUAAUGCAGCUUCAGAAGAAGUUGAAAGAGCUGCAGGCUCGUGUCGAGGAGCUAGAGGAAGAGCUUGAGGCAGAACGGGCUGCCCGAGCCAAGGUGGAGAAGCAGAGAGCAGACUUGGCUAGAGAGCUGGAGGAGAUCAGUGAGAGGCUGGAGGAGGCAGGUGGAGCCACAUCUGCCCAGAUUGAGAUGAACAAGAAGAGGGAGGCUGAGUUCCAGAAACUCCGCAGAGACCUGGAGGAGGCCACCCUGCAGCAUGAAGCCACCGCAGCCACACUGAGAAAGAAACAAGCUGACAGUGUUGCUGACCUGGGGGAGCAGAUUGACAACCUACAGAGAGUCAAGCAAAAACUGGAGAAAGAGAAGAGCGAACUCAGAUUGGAACUGGAUGAUGUUGUUUCCAAUAUGGAACAUAUUGUGAAAUCAAAAGUUUUCUUGGAGAAGACGAACAGAACUCUGGAAGAUCAAAUGAAUGAAUACAGGACUAAGUGUGAUGAACAUCAAAGAUCCCUGAAUGACUUUAGCACACAAAAAGCAAAGCUUCAAGCUGAGAAUGAUGAGUAUUUUAGACAGUUAGAGGAGAAAGAAGCCCUCAUUUCCCAGUUGACAAGAGGAAAGAAUUCUUACAACCAACAACUUGAAGAUUUGAAACGACAACUGGAGGAAGAGCUCAAGGCCAAGAAUGCUUUAGCCCAUGCUGUGCAGUCCUCUCGCCAUGACUGUGACCUGCUCAGAGAGCAGUAUGAGGAGGAGCAGGAAGCAAAAGCUGAACUGCAGCGUGGCAUGUCCAAGUCUAACUCUGAAGUGGCUCAGUGGAGGACUAAGUAUGAAACUGAUGCCAUCCAGAGGACUGAAGAACUGGAAGAUGCUAAGAAGAAGCUGGCUCAGCGCCUGCAGGAUGCCGAAGAGGCUGUGGAAGCAGUGAAUGCUAAAUGUUCUUCUUUGGAGAAAACCAAGCAUAGACUGCAGAAUGAGAUCGAAGACCUCAUGGUGGAUGUGGAGAGAUCUAAUGCUGCUGCUGCUGCUCUGGAUAAGAAGCAAAGAAACUUUGAUAAGGUUCUGUCUGAGUGGAAACAGAAGUAUGAAGAAUCUCAGUGUGAGUUGGAGGGCUCCCAAAAGGAAGCCAGAGGUUUGAGCACAGAACUCUUCAAGUUGAAGAAUUCCUAUGAAGAGUCCCUCGACCAACUAGAAACUGUCAAAAGAGAGAAUAAGAAUUUACAGGAGGAGAUAUCCGACCUCACUGAGCAACUUAGUGAGGGAGGAAAGACUAUUCACGAGUUGGAGAAAGUUCGCAAACAGCUUGAGCAGGAAAAGAGUGAAAUUCAAUCUGGUCUUGAAGAAGCUGAGGCCUCCUUGGAGCACGAGGAGGGCAAGAUUUUGAGAGCCCAUCUUGAGUUCAAUCAAAUAAAGGCCGAGAUGGAACGCAAAAUAGCUGAGAAAGACGAGGAGAUGGAGCAGUGCAAGAGGAACCUGCAGAGGACUAUUGAGACCCUACAAAGUUCACUUGAAGCUGAGUGCCGAAGCAGGAAUGAGGCCCUCCGUUUGAAGAAGAAGAUGGAGGGAGACCUCAAUGAAAUGGAGAUUCAGCUAAGUCAGGCAAACAGGCAGGCAGCUGAGGCGCAGAAGCAACUCAAAUCUGUUCAUGCACAUCUCAAGGAUUGCCAACUUCAGCUUGAUGAGUCUGUCCGUGCCAAUGAUGAUCUAAAAGAGAACAUUGCUAUUGUGGAGAGGCGGAACAACCUGAUUCAGGCUGAAUUGGAGGAACUAAGGUCUGCUCUCGAACAGACGGAAAGAAGUCGCAAACUUGCUGAGCAAGAGUUGCUGGAUGUCACUGAGAGGGUGCAGCUACUGCACUCACAGAACACUGCUCUGAUAAACCAAAAGAAAAAACUAGAGGCAGACACCACCCAGCUCCAAACAGAAGUAGAAGAUGCGGUCCAGGAAUGCAGGAAUGCCGAGGAGAAGGCCAAGAAGGCCAUCACUGAUGCUGCAAUGAUGGCAGAAGAGCUGAAGAAAGAGCAAGACACCAGUGCUCACCUGGAGCGAAUGAAGAAGAACAUGGAACAAACCAUCAAAGAUCUACAGCACCGCUUGGAUGAAGCUGAACAAAUUGCAUUGAAGGGAGGCAAGAAGCAAAUGCAGAAGCUUGAGGCCAGGGUUAAAGAGCUAGAGAGUGAGGUGGAAAUGGAACAGAAGAGAAGCAGUGAAGCUGUAAAGGGUGUCCGGAAAUAUGAACGCCGUAUCAAGGAACUUACUUACCAGACUGAGGAAGACCGCAAAAACCUUGCCCGUCUCCAAGACUUGGUAGACAAGCUGCAACUUAAAGUUAAAGCCUACAAAAGAUCUGCAGAGGAGGCUGAGGAGCAGGCUAAUGUUCAUCUGGGAAAGUUCCGGAAGAUACAGCAUGAACUGGAUGAGGCUGAAGAGCGUGCUGACAUAGCUGAGUCUCAGGUCAACAAGCUGCGUGCCAAGAGCCGUGACGCUGGCUCCAAGAAAGGCUUUGAGGAGGAGUCACCAUUCUAUCACAAGGGCCCAAAUUUCAAAAUGGGCGACGCCGCUAUGAAAGAAUUUGGGGCAGCGGCCCCCUACCUGAGAAAAUCCGAUAAAGAGCGUCUGGAGGCUCAGACUCGUCCAUUUGACAUGAAGAAAGAAUGCUUUGUUCCUGACACUGAGGAGGAAUAUGUGAAAGCAUCCAUCACCAGCCGUGAGGGAGACAAAGUCACCGCUCAAACUGCUAAAGGGAAGACUGUGACUGUGAAAGACUGUGACGUGCACCCUCAGAACCCGCCAAAGUUUGAUAAAAUUGAAGACAUGGCCAUGUUCACUUUCCUCCACGAGCCCGCUGUGCUGUUUAACCUCAAAGAGCGUUAUGCAGCAUGGAUGAUUUAUACCUAUUCUGGGCUGUUCUGUGUCACUGUCAACCCCUACAAGUGGCUUCCAGUCUACAACCAAGAGGUGGUUGUUGCUUACAGGGGAAAGAAGAGGAGUGAAGCUCCUCCUCAUAUCUUCUCCAUCUCUGACAAUGCCUACCAGUACAUGCUAACUGAUAGAGAAAAUCAGUCAAUUCUCAUCACCGGAGAAUCCGGUGCUGGGAAAACUGUCAACACCAAGAGAGUCAUCCAGUAUUUUGCCAGCAUUGCAGCUGGUAGUGGAAAGAAAGAAACUGGCUCUGAGAAAAAGGUAUCAUACCUAUCUUUGCAAAAUUAUAAAUCGACUUUUGUUUUCCUUUUUUUCUUCUUUUUUUUUUUUUUUGACCUACUGUUACAUUUGAGCAAAUUGCUGUGUUUUCAGGGUACCUUGGAGGAUCAAAUCAUCCAGGCUAACCCAGCUUUGGAGGCAUUUGGCAAUGCCAAAACCAUCAGAAAUGACAACUCUUCCAGAUUCGGAAAAUUUAUCCGAAUUCACUUUGCUGCCAGUGGAAAGCUUGCAUCAGCUGAUAUUGAGACAUAUCUGUUGGAGAAGUCCCGUGUCACCUUUCAGCUUAAAGCUGAGCGAGACUACCACAUCUUCUAUCAGAUCCUCUCUCAGAAAAAACCUGAGCUUUUAGAAAUGCUGCUCAUCACCAACAACCCCUACGAUUAUGCAUUCAUCUCCCAAGGAGAAACAACUGUCGCCUCCAUCAACGAUGCUGAGGAGCUUAUGGCCACUGAUGAUGCCUUUGAUGUGCUGGGCUUCACCCAAGAAGAAAAGAAUGGCAUCUACAAACUGACUGGUGCCAUAAUGCACUACGGUAACAUGAAGUUCAAGAACAAGCAACGUGAAGAGCAGGCAGAAGCUGAUGGCACUGAAGAUGCUGACAAAGUUGCGUAUCUGAUGGGCAUGAACUCAGCUGACCUCAUCAAAGGUCUUUGUCAUCCAAGAGUUAAAGUGGGGAAUGAGUGGGUCACCAAGGGACAAAAUGUUCAGCAGGUCUACUAUGCAGUUGGUGCAUUGUCUAAGUCAGUGUAUGAGAAGAUGUUCCUGUGGAUGGUGGUCCGUAUCAACCAAUCUCUGGAUACCAAGCAGCCUCGCCAGUAUUUCAUUGGAGUUCUGGAUAUUGCCGGAUUUGAGAUCUUUGAUUUCAACACCUUUGAGCAGCUGUGCAUCAAUUUCACCAAUGAAAAACUGCAACAGUUUUUCAACCAUCACAUGUUUGUGCUGGAACAAGAAGAGUACAAGAAGGAAGGCAUUGAAUGGACUUUCAUAGAUUUUGGUAUGGACCUGCAGGCAUGCAUUGACCUGAUUGAAAAGCCCAUGGGUAUCAUGUCUAUCCUUGAAGAGGAGUGCAUGUUCCCCAAAGCCAGCGAUGCAACCUUUAAAGCUAAGCUCUAUGACAACCACCUGGGAAAAUCCAGCAACUUUCAGAAGCCCAGGAUAGUCAAAGGGAAACCUGAGGCACAUUUUGCCCUGAUGCACUAUGCCGGGACUGUAGAUUAUAAUAUCAACAACUGGCUGGUGAAGAACAAGGAUCCUUUAAAUGAGACUGUUGUUUCACUUUACCAAAAGUCUACUCUAAAAUUAUUGGCCUUACUCUUUGCCAAUUAUGCUGGAGCCGAUUCAGCAACAGAUGGCGCGAAGGGCAAAGGAGGCAAGAAGAAGGGUUCAUCCUUUCAGACUGUGUCAGCCUUGCAUAGGGAGAAUCUCAACAAACUGAUGACCAACUUAAGGUCUACUCACCCGCACUUUGUACGCUGCAUCAUCCCCAAUGAGACCAAGACUCCUGGAGCCAUGGAGAACCCUCUGGUGAUGCACCAGCUGCGCUGCAACGGUGUGCUGGAAGGCAUCAGAAUCUGCAGGAAGGGCUUCCCCAACAGGAUCCUCUAUGGGGAUUUCAAACAGAGAUAUCGCAUCCUAAAUCCUGCUGCUAUUCCUGAGGGUCAGUUCAUCGACAGUAAGAAGGGAGCAGAAAAACUCCUCGGGUCUUUGGAUAUUGACCACAAUCAGUACAAGUUUGGACACACAAAGGUGUUCUUCAAAGCUGGUCUCCUCGGGCAACUCGAGGAGAUGAGGGAUGACCGUUUAUCUCUCAUUAUUACUGGCAUUCAGUCGAGAUCAAGAGGUCUCCUGGCAAGAGUGGAAUUCCAGAAGAUUGUUGAAAGGAGGGAUGCAUUACUGGUGAUCCAGUGGAACAUUCGUGCCUUCAUGGGGGUUAAGAAUUGGCCUUGGAUGAAGCUGUACUUCAAGAUCAAACCUCUUUUAAGAUCUGCAGAAGCAGAAAAAGAAAUGGCCAACAUGAAGGAAGAAUUCCUGAAGUUGAAAGAAGCUUAUGCAAAGUCUGAAACCCGCAGGAAGGAACUGGAAGAGAAAAUGGUCUCUCUUCUCCAAGAAAAAAAUGACUUGCAGCUCCAAGUUCAGGCGGAACAAGAUAAUCUUGCUGAUGCUGAAGAAAGAUGUGAAGGGUUGAUCAAACACAAAAUUCAGAUGGAAGCAAAAGCCAAAGAGUUAUCGGAACGACUGGAAGAUGAGGAGGAGAUGAAUGCGGAGUUAACGGCGAAAAAGAGAAAGUUAGAGGAUGAAUGUUCCGAGCUGAAAAAGGACAUUGAUGACUUGGAGUUAACUCUGGCUAAAGUGGAGAAAGAGAAGCAUGCCACUGAGAACAAGGUGAAGAAUCUGGUGGAAGAAAUGGCAGCUUUAGAUGAAAUCAUUGCCAAGUUGACAAAGGAGAAGAAAGCCUUACAAGAAGCUCAUCAGCAAACUCUGGAUGACCUUCAGAGUGAAGAAGACAAAGUCAACACUCUAACCAAGGCCAAGUCAAAACUGGAGCAGCAAGUGGAUGAUCUUGAAGGGUCCCUUGAACAAGAAAAGAAGAUUCGAAUGGAUCUUGAGAGAGCAAAGAGGAAGCUGGAGGGAGACUUAAAGUUGACCCAGGAGAGCCUAAUGGAUCUGGAGAAUGACAAACAACAACUGGAAGAGCAUUUAAAAAAGAAGGACUUUGAAGUCAACCAGCUCACUGCUAGAAUAGAGGAUGAGCAGGCAGUUGCCAUUCAGCUUCAAAAGAAAUUGAAAGAACUUCAGGCCCGCAUUGAGGAGCUGGAGGAAGAGCUUGAGGCAGAGCGAGCUGCCCGUGCUAAAGUGGAAAAGCAGAGAGCAGACUUGGCCAGAGAGCUGGAGGAGAUCAGUGAGAGGCUGGAGGAGGCAGGUGGAGCCACAUCUGCCCAGAUUGAGAUGAACAAGAAGAGGGAGGCUGAGUUCCAGAAACUCCGCAGAGACCUGGAGGAAGCCACCCUGCAGCAUGAAGCCACCGCAGCCACACUGAGAAAGAAACAAGCUGACAGUGUUGCUGACCUGGGGGAGCAGAUUGACAACCUACAGAGAGUCAAGCAGAAACUGGAGAAGGAGAAGAGCGAACUCAGACUGGAACUGGAUGAUGUCAUCUCCAAUAUGGAACAUAUUGUCAAAACAAAAACAAAUCUUGAGAAGACAUGCAGAACUGUAGAAGAUCAGAUGAAUGAAUACAAGACUAAGUUUGAAGAAGCCCAACGCUGCAUCAAUGACUUCAAUAUGCAGAAAGCAAAGCUUCAAACUGAAAAUGGUGAGCUCUCAAGACAACUUGACGAGAAGGAAUCUUUGGUGUCUCAACUAACCAGAGGAAAAAUGUCAUACACUCAACAAAUUGAAGACCUUAAACGACAACUGGAAGAAGAGACCAAAGCUAAGAAUGCAUUAGCUCAUGCUGUCCAAUCGUCACGCCAUGACUGUGACCUGCUCAGAGAGCAGUAUGAGGAGGAGCAGGAGGCCAAGGCUGAACUUCAGCGUGGCAUGUCUAAAGCCAAUUCUGAGGUGGCUCAAUGGAGGACUAAGUAUGAAACUGAUGCCAUUCAGCGGACUGAAGAAUUGGAAGAGGCUAAGAAGAAGCUGGCUCAGCGUCUACAGGAUGCUGAGGAGGCUGUGGAAGCAGUGAAUGCUAAAUGUUCAUCUCUAGAGAAGACCAAACACAGAUUGCAGAAUGAGAUCGAAGACCUCAUGGUGGAUGUGGAGAGGGCAAAUGCUGCCGCUGCUGCUCUGGAUAAGAAGCAAAGAAACUUUGACAAGGUCUUAUCUGAGUGGAAACAGAAGUACGAGGAGUCUCAAUGUGAGCUGGAAGGCUCACAGAAAGAAGCUAGAGCUCUGAGCACUGAACUUUUCAAGUUGAAGAACUGCUAUGAAGAGUCUCUGGAUCAGUUGGAGACCAUGAAAAGAGAAAACAAGAACUUACAGGAGGAAAUUUCUGAUCUCACCGAGCAACUUGGCGAGAGUGGAAAAAAUAUUCAUGAGCUGGAGAAAAUAAGAAAACAAUUGGACCAGGAGAAGAGUGAGAUCCAGUCUGCUCUUGAGGAAGCAGAGGCUUCGUUAGAGCAUGAAGAAGGUAAAAUUCUUAGAGCCCAGCUUGAGUUCAACCAGAUCAAAGCUGACAUUGAACGGAAAUUAGCUGAGAAAGAUGAGGAGAUGGAGCAAUGCAAAAGGAACAUGCAGAGGACUAUCGAAACGCUGCAGAGUUCUCUCGAAGCCGAGUGUCGAAGCAGAAACGAGGCCCUCCGUAUAAAGAAGAAGAUGGAGGGAGACCUCAAUGAAAUGGAGAUUCAGCUAAGUCAGGCCAACAGGCAGGCGGCUGAGGCGCAGAAGCAACUCAAAUCUGUCCAUGCACAUCUCAAGGAUUGCCAAAUUCAGCUGGAUGAGUCUGUUCGUGCCAAUGAUGAUCUUAAGGAGAACAUCGCCAUUGUUGAGAGACGGAACAACCUCAUUCAGGCCGAGCUGGAGGAACUGAGGGCUGCACUCGAACAAACGGAAAGAAGUCGCAAACUUGCUGAGCAAGAGUUGCUGGAUGUUAGCGAGAGGGUGCAGCUACUGCAUUCACAGAAUACUGGGCUGAUUAAUCAGAAGAAGAAACUUGAAGCUGAUGCAUCGCAACUUCAGAAUGAAGUUGAAGAAGCAGUCCAAGAAUGCAGGAAUGCUGAGGAGAAGGCCAAAAAGGCCAUCACCGAUGCUGCCAUGAUGGCAGAAGAGCUCAAGAAAGAGCAAGAUACGAGUGCUCACCUGGAGCGCAUGAAGAAAAAUAUGGAGCAAACCAUCAAAGACCUGCAGCACCGCCUGGAUGAAGCUGAACAAAUUGCAAUGAAGGGUGGCAAGAAGCAGGUGCAGAAGCUCGAGGCCAGGGUGAAGGAGCUUGAAAAUGAGGUGGAGUCGGAGCAAAAGAAGAGCGGUGAAGCAAUAAAAGGAAUCCGUAAAUAUGAGAGGCGUAUCAAGGAACUGACUUAUCAGACUGAAGAAGAUCGCAAGAAUGUUGUGCGUCUCCAGGAUCUGGUUGACAAACUGCAACUGAAAGUCAAAGCAUACAAGCGAGCUUCUGAGGAGGCUGAAGAACAGGCAAAUACCCACCUGACCAAGUUCCGUAAACUGCAGCAUGAGUUAGAUGAGGCUGAAGAAAGAGCCGACAUUGCUGAAUCUCAGGUCAACAAGAUGCGUGCUAAAAGCCGCGAUGUUGGCGCCAAGAAAGGACUCGAUGAGGAGUGAAAAACCACAGACAGCCAUGCAAGAAUUUCGAACUGUGGCUGACCGUUUCCAAAGUAUCCGUAGAAUAAAGCAAAUGUGCAAUAAAAAUAUAAGCUCUGUUUCUUUCUUUUAAAAGAAAAAAAAAUCAGGCAACAAUAACAACAACAAGAAACCCUAUCUGGGUGGCAAGUAUUAAAGAAGUAUUUUCAAAGUUAGAUCUGAAAAGGGAGAACCUGGAAGUUGGAUAAGUACAUAGCAACCUAGAACUACCACUGUGAAUGUCAUACUGAAUUUGUACUAUUAAGACAGGGCAAAAAGGCUUCUAUGCAUCAACAAGGCAUUGAUUCAUUUCACUACAAUAUUUCCAGGAAGCAGCAGAG
Molecule: messenger RNA, 12392 nt
Organism: Corythoichthys intestinalis (scribbled pipefish)
Lineage: Eukaryota; Metazoa; Chordata; Actinopteri; Syngnathiformes; Syngnathidae
Biological process (GO): adult heart development; muscle filament sliding; sarcomere organization
Cellular component (GO): myosin II complex; cytoplasm; myosin filament
Molecular function (GO): ATP binding; microfilament motor activity; actin filament binding
Source: RefSeq, a predicted model, not a curated record